Messenger RNA from Serendipita indica DSM 11827, 1935 nucleotides. The record is from the annotation of a GenBank genome assembly. Lineage: Eukaryota; Fungi; Basidiomycota; Agaricomycetes; Sebacinales; Serendipitaceae.
AUGCUGGCUGUCAUUCCUUUCUUUUUGAUUGCUGCGACGAGCGUUGUAGCUGCUCCCUUUGAGAAGAGGGGGAUGCAAGAGCUCGUCUAUCAAUGCAACUCUGGGUUCUCAUACACUUGGGACGAUGGCCCACAUAUUCACCAUCACGAUAUCAACACUGCAUUUAACGAAGCAGGUGGCAAGACGACCUUCUAUCUGAAUGGCAACAACUAUGGAUGCAUCUACUCUGAGGAUAACGUCAACGCUAUCCGCGAAUCCUAUCUUGCAGGUCAUCAAAUCGCUCAUCACACUAAGCAGACUAUGGAAGAGGUUGAUGAGGAAAUCGGCCGUCUGAACGAUGCGUUUGUGCGCAUUUUGGGCGUCAAGCCCAAGUUCUUCCGUCCUCCAUAUGGUGACAUCAACGAGCAAAUUGCUCAGCGUAUCCAGCAAAAAUGGGGCAUGACUGUUGUGAUCUGGUCCGACGACUCGAAGGAUGCUAGUGGCAAUCCCUCACAGUUAUACAACUACAACUACUACACCAAUCUGGCUCAGACAUCGCCUAAUGCUCCUCAUCUUGCCCUGUCUCAUGAGACUGUGGAUGGCUCUGUCCUAGCCCUGCAGCAAGGGACAGCUAGGAACCUCAAAAACGCUGGUGCAAACUUGGUCACAACUGCUCAGUGUCUUGGUGUCGAGGCGUACGAGACCGUGACUGGCUACUUUGGCGACCGUGAUGAUUCAUGGACUUGUGAUGGUCCUUGGAUCCCAGCUGAUUUCUCAUCGACAACUUCGACUUCGACUCCUACUUCUACUUCGUCGACCUCUACUUCUACUUCGACUUCGACUCCUGCUUCUACUUCGUCGACCUCUACUUCUACUUCGACAUCUCCUACUUCGUCUCCAACUGGAACCUGCAUUACAUACACCGCCAAGGCGGGCGACACAUGUGCAAAGAUUGCAGCUGCCUACGGAGUCACCGUGGAUUCUAUCAAAAAUGCCAACCCAAGCUGGCUGAACUGCGAUAAUAUCUGGGAAUGGACACCGGUACAAGUCUGCGGUUCUUCCGGAACCACUAGCACGAGCACGAGCACGAGCAUCAGCACAAGCACAAGCACGUCUACAUCUUCUGCGAGCACCGGAAAUCCGACGGGAAGCUGCUUCACUUACACGGCGAAGAAUGGUGAUACUUGUGCAAAGCUCAGUGCUACAUACGGAGUCACAGUUGAUUCUAUCAAGAACUCCAACCCAUCUUGGCUCAACUGCGACGAUAUCUGGGAAUGGACACCCGUCCAGAUCUGCGGAUCGUUAGGUACUACUACGACAUCCUCCUCGAGCACUUCUGUACCCACCGGAUCCUGUAUCACGUACACUGCGAAGAAUGGUGAUACCUGUGCAAAGAUUGGUGCAGCCUAUGGUCUCUCUGCCGAUGCUAUCAAAAACGCCAACCCAUCGUGGCUCAACUGCGACAGCAUCUGGGAGUGGACUCCAGUUCAGGUCUGCGGUGGCUCGACGACAACCUCUAGUUCGUCGGCUCCGACUGCAACUGCAACUAAUCCAAUCUGCACUGCUUACACCGCCAAAAAGGGUGAUACAUGCGCAAAGAUUGCCGCCGAAUAUGGUGUCACUGUGGACGCCAUCAAAAGUUCGAACCCAUCAUGGCUGAACUGCGAUGACAUCUCUGCGGCUUCAUCUAAUCUAUUUCAUCUGCAUCCUUCUCGUCAUCCAAUGUUCCAGUUUCUAUCCCCCACAAACUUUGUCUGCCUUACCACACCAAUCUGUGUAAUCUCCUCAUUUUGUCAAGGUGACACAUGUGUGUCCAAUGCCACUUCCUAUGGUCUUCAAGAGUCUGUUAUUGCCGCCUCUGAAGCCGCCGUCCACUGCGCGAACAUGGCCGCAACUCUUGUGGAAGCAUCUGAAUUGUUCAUCUUCCGCCUCGAUUUGAAGGCUUUGUGGCCUUGA